CCGGGUACCGUCUCCAACCGUCAUGUAGUGGUGGUACUGCCACUUUCCAGCCAGAAUGACCAUUGGCGGUUUCAAAACCGGAGGAUUGUUCGGGAAGUCUUCAGUCUUCUGAUAGACGUUGACGGUUUCAAUUGUUCUACUUGUUUGAACGGUACGCGGUUAUUUUCCUUUAAUCUACUAUGAAGAGGAGUGUGGUGUACUUGCUGCUUGUAACCCUUUUCGGUUACAGUUCGUGCCAAAAGAGCAGCCAAGAGGACCCUUGUCAAACCAAAGCUAGAGUUGUAGGAGAUGAAACAUACUGUGAUAGGUAUUGGGAAUGUGUGAAUGGUCAACCGGAACUUUAUGACUGUCCUAAUGGUUUAGUUUUUGCUGGAAAGAAUCGAGGAGUGACUGAAGGCUGUGAUUACCCAUGGAGGUCGAACUAUUGUGAUGGAAAACAGCAGGCCAAUCCACCAAUUGGUACCGAGCAUUGUGGUUGGCUGUAUGGCAUAUUUGGCCACGAAACUUCUUGCACACGGUACUGGACCUGCUGGAAUGGAACAGCAACCGAGCAGCUGUGCAUUGGUGGUCUGCUUUACAAUGAAAGGACGCACGCAUGCGAUUGGCCAGAAAAUGUAGAUGGAUGUCAAAAGCACCCUCUGUGCAAUGAUGACCCCAAUGGAAACGUUCCACUUGGAAAGUCCUGCAACAGGUACUGGCAGUGCCAGGGAGGAUACCCGCGACUCCAGCGCUGUCCGGCAAUGUUGGUGUUUGACAGGUAAGCCAAUCACGUAUAAGUGCGGUAACCCAAUAACGAUACCUUACAGAUAUACCAUUCAACUGAGCACAAAACAAGCUCUCUCAUUAAUUAGUAUCUCUUGGAGUCUAUGUAGUAUAUAAGUAUAGAGUGAAAUGAGUCAUUCUGCCAUGCAUAAAAAUACUAGUUAUCUACAAGUUUUGUAGUUAUGGAAUUUCCCAGCACUACAGUAUAUCUAAAAUCCGUAAGGUUUUAUUACAAUUCACUGGCACAAAUGAUUCGAUAUUUCCUUUAAAGACAAUUUUGUAAGAACAGUUAAUUUCAUGGAGGGGUAAAAUCGAAUCUUUCAUUGUUGAUAAUUCAAAAUUCAAUGGUUCUCGCUGUCAUCACAUUUUCCUGUAAAAGUUGUCGCUAUAUGGUUUUUGUUAUAACAGAUUGUUUUUUUGAUUUACAUCAACGAUCUGCCAAAUUGUAGCAGGAAUUAACCUAUAUUAUUUGGAGAUGACUCGACAUAAAUAUCCCCCAAUCAGAAUUUUGAACAGAUAUUAUUCUUCUGUUUCUUAAUAUUGCGAAAACGCAAACCCUUUUCCUCAGUACUCUUUCACACAAAAUUAAUUUAAUAGAUCCCGUGAAACUUCUUGGAAUGUUUAUUGAUGCAAACUUGGGAAUCACACAUCACUACUCAAUCAAAUAAGUUAUCUAAAAUAACUUAUAUGAUCCGUAGCUUAAAUACCUACGUAUCAAAAGCGACUUUGUUGACAGCAUGCUAUGCUUAAUUCUUAUCUAUAUUACAAUACUGCAAACUGAUUUGGGGACAUUCAUAUCAUGUUCAGAGACGAUGCUUCAGAAUAAUAGCAAACUUACACUUGAUUGAUCUAAAAAUUUUAACUAUACUAUGCAUAUAUAUACUGGGAUGUCUGAACCAUGUUAAAUAUAAUUAUUGUAAUUACAGAACUGCAAGAGAAAAUCACAAAUAUAACACAAGGUUCAAUAAUGAAUUAUUACCAGAAUACACAAGACGUAAAAACAAGACGCAGAAGUAAUUAUUUCGGUGUAAAAUUCUCCAAUGUUCUGCCCAAGUUUUGUCAAACAUCCAACCCAACCACUUCUUGAGCAAACUGUGAAAAAAUAGUGACGAAGGCUUUUCACAACACAGACGAGUUUUUAAAUGAUUUUCUCGACUUUGUUCCAUAAUUGUUGACCUUUAGUGCUCUGUGUUUGUUUUCGAUUUUGUUUGUGUUUUAUAAGUUUUUUUUAUUGCCUUUUAUUAUGCUUAGACUUUUCUCAACGUGUGUAAGUAGUGGAGAAACACGAAAAAUUAUUAUCAUCAUAGACGUCAGCUGUUGCGGUCUAAUAUGUUCAAUAUCUCUUCUGUAUCAUGCUUCUAAUUUCUAUUUCUCAAACAGUGGUAUAAUACGGUACUUGUGAUUGCCAAAACUCCUGACUUGAAUUUAUGAUGAUUUGUUGUAUUACUAAUAUUGAUGUAUAAUCUCCAAUGAAAGAACUUUUCGCUUGCUUCAACUACCUAAAGAUCUCUUGAAUGCUACAAAUAUUACGUAUUGUGAAU
Molecule: messenger RNA, 2303 nt
Organism: Acanthoscelides obtectus
Lineage: Eukaryota; Metazoa; Arthropoda; Insecta; Coleoptera; Chrysomelidae
Source: the annotation of a GenBank genome assembly